AUGCACGAUGAGGUUAGUGAAACGGAGAACAUUCGGAAAAAUCUGGCGAUUGAACGUAUGAUUGUAGAUGGGUGCGAGUUGCUGUUGGAUGUCAAUCAAGUAUUUGUUCGUCAAGGUGAGCAUUUUUUUCGAACUCCGGAAACAAGUAUUCCACUUGUCAUUGGUUGCAUUCUAACAGGUACUCUGAUACAGGUGAUUUGCGAUAAACCACGUUCUUCACGAUCCAGGCUGGGCAACUUUGGUGGAUCUGCGCGUGAGAAGAAAGAGGCAGUCAGACAGGUCUUUCUGUUCACCAAUCAUCUGCUCAUUACCGCAAGGACGAAUAACGGAAGGCUCCGAUUGGUCAAGAAUUACGGGAAAAUAUCCCUGAUUGAAUGUACGCUGGUUGAAGACACAUCGGCCUCGCUGCUCAAUGCUGAUGAUGACGACUGUCUGUUGUUUUCUUCAGUGUGCAAUCGUGCUCUCAGGGACCCCGCUAAUUAUGAGCUGUGUUCACCACUCUUUGGAGUGACCCAUUGGAGUCAGUAUUUGGCUGCGGUUGUUCAAUUCCACCUCUCUACCCUUUUCUUCCCAACACCAUGCAUAGGACCUCCUUUGAGUGAACAAACAAUGGGGAACGUUGGACGACGUUCUUUAGAUCCAUUUUCCCCCGCCGCCCGAGCACCUGUUUCCAUAAGUGCUCCGAACAACUUUGCAACAACCCCCUCAAAGGACAACACUUCGACGACCAUGGCAACCAUGCCCGGCAGCCAGAUAUGUCACAAACCUCCGAUUCGCGCUGAUUCAGGUCCGUUGACCUCGGGAAUGACUCCAUCCAGAAGACUGACGCCAUCGGACAAUGCGACCCGUCAUUCAAGCGGGUCCGCCUUGUCGGGCUGUCCAUCGGGAACGACGACCAGAUCUUGGGCUGGUUCAACAACAGCUGUCCCUCAUCGACAUUCCACAUCAUUGUGCACAGCCCCUACGGAAACAGACAGUGGUUCGAGGACAGCUGCUGGUCCCACGUCAGACGCGAAUGUGGUCAAUUCUCUGCCUACUUCCAGCGGUUUCCCUAACAUCCCUCCACUUCCUCUGAUCCACCGUUUAAGUAGCAACUUCAGUAUGUUGAGUACAUCUACCGCCACCCCGAUAAACAGUAGCGGAAAUGACAAGGCAGAUUACGGGAAUCUCGAUUUUCGACUCAUUUGGGAGCCCAAAAACGGUCAGCCAACCAGUAUUUGGCUUGUGGCCUCCACGCUUCAAGAAAAAGCUGCAUGGUGUUCAGAUAUCAGUCAGAUCCGUUACGCCACAGUUGAUCGGUUACUGGAUCGUUUGACGGACGCCCGAUUCCUUUCUAUUGAUUUCCUCAAUACAUUCCUACUCACCUACCGCGUCUUCACAACCGGACUAACUGUGAUCUGGGCGCUGAAGCAGGUACUGGCCAACCCGGAAAUGGAAGGCGCAGCCAGCACCAUUUUACUUCAACAUCAACCGGCACAGGUUUCGAUCAAUACAUCAACUCUGAUCUAUAGCCCAAACGUAUCUCAAGAGGGUCGCAGUCCAAGCGCAUUUCGAUUUUCAGACGUGGCAAUGCCAGGUCGUCUUCCAGUACUUCAGGAAAAGCUUUCGCUACAAGAGGAGGAUCAGCUCAAGGAUGAUGAGUCUCGACCCAAGACAGCAUCACCGGUUCAAUCAACACAUAGUUGCCUGCCGGAACUGCGUCUAAAGGCGCCAAUAAUAAAGCGUCGUCCGUUUAACUUACCGUCCCGACCAAUGUCUGCUUCAGAAUCCCCAAAUCCCGCUUCACCUGAAGGAACGAUUUCCGCCUCCUUACUGGACUCGCAAAGAAUGUCACGUUCCGAGAUCAACUAUGGCACAGAGAAGGAUUCAAAGAACAGUUCCGGCAAUCUUGAUACAGCAGAUUUGGCGGGAAGACCCCGAACCCUGAGUUCAUGCUCCUCACCCCCUCCACUGAUCCCCCGUUCUCCCAUUUUUAGUGGCAUAUUCAACAUUCGGGACGAUCCACCCCUUCAGCUACCCAACCUGUCAGAAUUAGUGGGCAAACACCAUAAUCAAAUCCAAUCGAUGUGUCCCAAUACCUUCCCCUUUAUAUCCCCACAGCCAACGAAGAGAAAUUCUGCUAAACGUGAAACUGUACCUUCAUCACCAUUGGACAAUGCCACCUCGGAUGGUGUGUUGACCAAAGGUCAUACCCGGCUGGCACCACUGGCCUCCUGUGAGUUAGUCACAGAUGAUCCUGAAGGCACUAACACGGCUGACCGUGCGAGAUCAUACAGCGGUAUCCAAAAUGUUGACGAGGCAAAAGAAAAGGCAGAAACUGUGUCAAACUCUGAGUCCACUCGGCAACGGCGACGCUCGCAUUCAGCUGAGUGCUUCCCCGUUGGAUUCGACAGGAUGCUCUUGGUUGAUUCGGUCUGUGAGGGAGACUCAGAUAAGCACGUUCGGAUAAAGUCAGAGAACAUGCUCAAUCCCGUUGGCUCUCAGAAACUGCUGAAAUUCCGCACUGGUAAAAGCCGUGCCAUUAUCAGAAACAAUCGUAUCAGGCACACCAUGCAAUGCAAAAACGCUGCGAAGUAUAGACAUGGUCGACGCACUAGAUGCAGUUCUAGUGGGUAUCGCCUCUAUCCACUUGGAAUAUGCAUCGACAAUCACCAGGAUCAUGGGGCAGUAAUUCUUGGUAUGAAUCCACAAAAAGGUCAUAGCUUAUCAGAAUUUAUUUUUUUUUCUGGGUUUUGCUAUCGUGCUCCAUUUGCCAUCAUAGAUGUUCAUUUUGAGCAUUUGAGUUUCUUUGCCUCACAUCAGGAUGCUUGGGACUCGACGGAUAGUCAGGUGUCACCCAACAACGAGAACGAACCUAGGCCAAGUCCUGAGGUGGGCACUUCACGCACAACUACAUCGAAGGGGAUUGUGGCUACACACAAGGAAUUCUACGACGGCCUACAAUCUACUGAACGAAAGCCACCAUGCCAGGUAUCACAAUCAGACGAAACUCAUCGCCUUGUCGAAAACUAUUUGAAUCAGAAUAUUGCACCGCCUUGUCGAGAGCAUACUAGUGAAGGACAAAAAUCGACCAAGCCCAAACUCCCAAGCAACACUCAGCAUCCAGUCUUCUUUCACAGACAGUUUUUUUGUUCCAAUCUCAAUAUAGCUCCGGAUUCACAAGCCCAUCAUAACUUGCCAAAAAGUCAGUCUGAUGCCGCUACUUCUCUGGUCGUGAGAUCUAACCCAGGUUUACCAGUGAACCUCUCGCCCAUCACAGAAGGUCUCGAUUUGGCUACGAAACUGAUCCAUGAGGAUCGGGAGAAUAAAGGCGCCUGUCAGACGCUGGCAAAGUCUACCAUGCUUGCCGCCUUGCGCUGUCCAGCUGGGCUCGUUCGUAUCCGCCAGGGUGAAGAGAGGGUGCAACCAAAGGAAAACCCUGUUGUGACAAUGUUAAACGGAAACUGCACUGUUCACGACACCAUUCAAUCAUCUCCUUCAAGUCCAAGGAAUAGCCAUGAACCGCUUUCUGGACAAAAU
Messenger RNA from Opisthorchis viverrini, 3519 nucleotides. RefSeq lists its product as hypothetical. NCBI's taxonomy places the organism in Eukaryota, Metazoa, Platyhelminthes, Trematoda, Opisthorchiida, Opisthorchiidae. The record is from RefSeq and is a predicted model, not a curated record. The transcript is spliced from 10 exons. The annotation marks the transcript as partial.